Molecule: messenger RNA, 1307 nt
Organism: Cyprinus carpio (common carp)
Lineage: Eukaryota; Metazoa; Chordata; Actinopteri; Cypriniformes; Cyprinidae
Product: nucleoside diphosphate-linked moiety X motif 6-like
Molecular function (GO): ADP-ribose diphosphatase activity; NAD binding; NADH pyrophosphatase activity
Source: RefSeq, a predicted model, not a curated record
CCAGUACUGGAGUAAUUACGCGUCUGCUCGGCUGCUGGGUGUUUUGUGUCAUGGUGAGCUGGAUCUUGUCCGCCGGGGUUCGCCGGGUGUCUUCUGUGCUCCGCCGGUUCUCCUCGGUGGUUUCCGCGGGCUCGGCUCGCUCCGGCUCCGGCUGUCAGGAGCGGCUCUGCCCGCCUCUGCUCUCCGGGGAUGUGGAUCGGUUCGGAGGCGUGACGGUGCGAGACUUUCCGCCGGACAUCAGCGAGGACGAGUUCAGCGAGCUGCUGCGGGUGUCUCUCAGUCGGUGGCGGUCAGAUGGACGGGUCGCUGCAUGGCUGCAUGUUCCCAUCGCUCUCAGCAGACUCUCUGCGGCCGCGGCGCAUCUCGGCUUCAGCUUCCAUCACGCUCGGAGAGACGAGGCCGUUCUCAGUCUGUGGCUCGGGCCGGGAGAAGACAGACUGCCUGCGUUCGCCACACAUCAAGUAGGAGUCGCUGGUGCUGUUGUGGACGAAUCCAACGGCAAAGUCCUUGUUGUUCAGGACAGAAACAAGACUACGAAUGCUUGGAAGUUUCCCGGUGGUCUGUCAGAUCUUGGAGAAAACAUCGGCGAGACGGCCGUCCGGGAGGUUUUUGAAGAAACCGGCGUCCGAUCGCAGUUCUGUUCGCUGCUCAGUGUCCGUCAGCAGCACAAUCAUCCGGGAGCGUUCGGGAUGUCCGACAUGUACCUGAUCUGCAGACUCAGCCCGCUCUCCUUCCGCAUCGACUUCUGCACUCAAGAGUGUCUGCGCUGCGAAUGGCUGGAUCUGACUGAACUGGCCAAGACCAGCGAGACCACGCCGAUCACCAGCCGCGUCGCCAGACUGCUGCUGUACGGACUGGAAAACGGCUUCCAGAACAUCGACCUGACGAUGGAGCAGAUGCCGGCCGUUUACUCCGGCCGUUUCUAUCAGCUCUACCACAGACGACUGCCAGAGACACCAUAGAGCAACUCUGCACAAAACCAUUUGCUUUGUUUUCAGUACAGUACCUUCUUUAAUCAAGAGACAUUUACUGGAGAAGCACAAUGACUUCAGACUCGAGGCCUGGUUUCACAGACAGGGCUUAGACUAAGCCACAGUUCAAUUCAGACAUGUAAGUUGUUUUUAUAAGUGUGCCUUAGAAAAAAUAUUACUGAUGUCCAUCUUGAGACAAAUCAAAGACACUGAUAUUUUAAGAUCAGUCAGUUCAAGUCUCUUUCAGCUGAAACAGCUCAGACUUACAUUUUAGUCUGGGACUAUAGGCUUAAGACUUGUCUGUGAAACUGGGGGCUAGUCUUGUUUUAUGAGAAA